AUGUCCGCCGCCGCCUUCUCUUCUUUCUCUUGGAUCACGUUUCCCACCUGCACCAAAGAGGCGACCUCUCUCCCAGAAUGGCUCCGCUUCGUCUUCCUCUCACCUUGCCCCCAGCGUGCCCUCUCCUCCGCCGUCGACAUCCUCUUCCUUCUCACUCUCUUCUUCGUCUCCCUCCACAGAAUGUGGCGGCGAGUCCAUCGAGGGAAUCCACCGAGCUCUGACCUCCGCAAACCGCUGAUUGAGGAACAUAAGGCGACCGUUAGAACCAAUAUCUUGUUUAAGCUGUCCCUGGCCCUUACGGCCGUGCUUUCCUUCUCCUCCGCCGUUCUCUUCAUCUUCUCCGCUCUCGGUUACAGCUGGCGGAGCUCGGUGGAGCUCUCAUUUCUCGUCUCCAAAGCCAUAGCGAACGUUGGGGCGGUCAUCUUAAUAGCUCACGAGAAACGCUUUGAAGCCGCUACUCAUGCUCGAUCCCUGCGGCUUUAUUGGGUCGCAAGCUUCCUCGUUACCUCCCUUCUCGCUGCGUCCGCUAUCCUCCGCUUCGUCCACCAUGGCUUUCACGGGUCAGAGCUCGUCCCCGACGAUGUGUUCUCCCUCGCAACCUUUCCCAUCUCCUUGUUCCUCCUCUACGUCGCGACCACUGGAUCCACGGGCGUCUCCGUUGUCCUCCACCUGGAGUCGGAGCCCACAGAUGGCGAGGUCACCCCUUUCGCCACUGCGUCGCUGGUCUCCCGGGCCACCUGGAUGUGGAUGAACCCACUGCUGAACAAGGGGUACCGAUCUCCGCUGAAGCUGCCGGACGUGCCGGCCCUCGCGCCGGAGCACCGCGCGGAGCGGAUGUACGAACUGUUCCGUUCAAACUGGCCCAUCCCUGCGCUCCGGUCGAACCACCCCGUUCGGACCGCUCUUCUGCGGUGCUUCUGGCCUAAUCUCUUGCUCACCGCCGCUCUCUCUCUCAUCCGGCUCAGCGUGAUGUAUGUCGGCCCUCUGCUGAUCAACCGGUUCGUUGACUUCGCCUCUGGGAAGAACCGGCGCUCGCCCUUCGAGGGUUUGUACCUCUGCGGGAUCCUGUUGGCGGCGAAGACAGUGGAGGUAAUCUGCUCCCAUCAGUACAAUUUCCAGUCGCAGAAGCUGGGAAUGCUCAUCCGCUCCACCCUCAUCACCUCGCUCUACCGCAAGGGCCUACGGCUGUCGUGCUCCGCCCGCCAGUCCCACGGCGUGGGGCAAAUCGUGAACUACAUGGCUGUUGACGCCCAGCAGCUCUCCGACAUGAUGCUCCAGUUGCAUUACCUCUGGCUAAUGCCGCUUCAGGUAGGCACUGCCAUGGCUCUUCUUUACUUCAGCCUCGGCAUUGCCAUGCUCACCGCAGCAGUCUCCAUCGCCGCCAUCCUUGCAUUCGUGGUGAUGGGGGCCCGACGGAAUAACAGGUACCAGUUCAGCCUGAUGACAAUGCGAGACAAGCGCAUGAAGGCCACCAACGAGAUGCUCAACUACAUGCGGGUGAUCAAAUUCCAGGCUUGGGAAGAGCAUUUUAACAAAAGAAUCCUGAAGCUCCGAGAAGGGGAAUUUGCUUGGUUGUCCAAGUUCUUCUACUCUGUAUCUGGUAACAUCAUUGCAUUGUGGAGUGCACCGGUGUUGGUGGCUGUGAUCACCUUCGCCACAUGCUUACUUGCCGGGGUGGAGCUGGACGCUGGCAAGGUGUUCACAGCGACGUCCUUCUUCAAGAUCCUACAGGAGCCAUUGCGCAACUUCCCGCAGGCGCUGAUACAGUCGUCACAAGCCGUGAUUUCUCUAGAGCGCCUCGACGGGUACAUGACCAGCCGCGAGCUUGAGGAGGGCGCCGUGGAGAAGGCCGCUGGCGGAUGCGACGACGACGUCGCUCUGGAGGUCCGGGAGGGGGCCUUCACGUGGGACGACGAGCCGACGGAGGGCUCGGGGGGAUACCUCCGUAAUGUGAACGUUGAAAUCAAGAAGGGGUCGCUGGCGGCGGUGGUUGGGACAGUCGGCUCCGGCAAGUCGUCGUUCCUCUCGUGCGUUCUCGGAGAGAUGCAUCGCAUUUCCGGCAAGGUACGCCGACGCCCUUCGAUCGCUCUCUCCUCUCAUUGGAUGGAGAUAUUACAUGAAUGCCGUCUGAUAAUAAUUGAAGUUAUUUCAUCGUUAUAGCAUUUGCUCAGUUCAAAACUGUAACGGGUCAUUGAUCUCCACACCAGUUAGUAUCUUGGCUUGUCACAUUUUUUUCAGCCAAAUUAUUAAUGUAGAAACUGUUUCAUAAUACUUAUCGAAAUCAGACAAAUACAUAUGGUCAAUUCUUUACCGCUGUCAUUUAGACAGCUUGACCGAAUUCUUUUAAGCCUGGGAUUCCGUCCACGAGUCAAACAGUUGGUCUGCCAUCUUUUGAUUUUACAUAAAUUCAUCCCAUCACAUCAACAGCACAGCGACAGGAUCCCUGGACCUUUCCGGCCGAUCCACGAGUUCUCUCUCUCUCUCUCUCUUUCUGUCCAACGCGUGUCGAUAUAUAAAGCUACACGGAUCUGACCAGCUACUGUUGUGGAUUUUGGGCAGGUUCGGGUGUGCGGGACGACAGCCUACGUGGCUCAGACGUCGUGGAUACAGAACGGGACGAUACAGGAGAACAUACUGUUCGGGGCGGCGAUGGAGCCGGGGAGGUACCAGGAGGUGCUGCGGGUGUGCUGCCUGGAGAAGGACCUGGAGAUGAUGGAAUUCGGUGACCAGACGGAGAUCGGGGAGCGGGGGAUCAACCUCAGCGGCGGCCAGAAGCAGCGCAUCCAGCUCGCGAGGGCUAUCUACCAGGACUGCGACGUCUACCUCCUCGACGACGUCUUCAGCGCCGUCGACGCCCAAACCGGCUCCUUCAUCUUCAAGGUCAGACGCCCCCCCUCGCUCUAUAAAUACUUCGCUUGGUCUCUUCGGAGAAGAAGAGGGCCCACGGCUGGACAAGUCUCACAGCCACUGCCAAUAUCGUGUGCUUCUCUUGCAUAUGGCUACUCGCUUCUCUGACCUGUUGGCCCAGUUCUGGGUCUCCAGCAUGAGAGCCGGGGAGGGGGAGACCCAGCAGUUGUCGUGAACAGCUGAUUUAGGACUGUUUUCUUAAUUUAUCUGCCCUUUUGACGCCCAAGUUAUUUAAAUAAAUAUAAAGGAAAUAGUAACUAUUUAAAUAAAUAUAACUUUAAAAGUAGCUUUCCUUUUAUUUUAUAAUUUCUGAUAAAUAGGAGAAAUCCGGUGCAGGAAUGCGUGAGAGGGGCGCUUAAAGGGAAGACUGUAGUGCUCGUGACCCAUCAAGUGGACUUCCUGCACAAUGUUGAUCUCAUCUUGGUCAUGCGAGACGGAGAGAUUGUACAGUCAGGGAAGUACAGACAGCUACUCGACACCGGCACAGAUUUCAGCGCUCUCGUAGCGGCCCAUGACAAUUCCAUGGAACUCGUCGAGCAGAGCGCUGCCACCGCCGCCGACAACGACGUACAGCCGAACCCAACAAAGAAGUCCCACCCGGAGCAGAACCACGCCGAAGCCCAGAACGGCUCUACAGACAACCUCAAGAAGGGGAAAGGCACGGCCAAGCUCAUUGAGGCGGAGCAGCGAGAGACGGGCCACAUCGGGUGGCGCGUGUACAAGAUGUACGCCACGGAAGCUUGGGGAUGGUGGGGGGUCUUCGCGGUAGUAGUUACCUCAGUGGUGUGGCAGCUCUCCCUGAUGGCUAGCGACUACUGGCUAGCCUUCGAGACCUCCGGGGAAAACGGGGUCUCUUUCAACCCCGUUGUGUUCAUCCAGGUCUACGCUAUCAUUUCCGUCGUCUCUGUGAUCCUUGUCACGACAAGGACGUUCAUUGUUGCGUCGCUGGGCCUCGCGACGGCGCAAAUCUUCUUCCAGCAGAUUAUCAACAGCAUCCUCCACGCGCCGAUGUCCUUCUUCGACACCACGCCUUCUGGGAGGAUUCUGAGCCGAGUAAGCACUCUGAAAUAUUUACGAGCCAAUAAUAGUUAGUAUAAGUGAUGAAAUGUGGGUUUAGAGAUAAUCCUUGGUCUGUUCUUAUUUCAGGCGUCAUCGGAUCAAACCAACAUCGACCUGUUCCUUCCGUUCUUCGUGGGGAUAGUCGUCGCGAUGUUUAUGACUGUACUCAGCAUCCUGGUGAUCACAUGCCAGGUCGCUUGGCCUACGAUCAUAAUCAUUAUCCCAUUAGCAGCGCUCAAUUUCUGGUUCAGGGUACUCUCCAAUCCUGCUUUUCCGUUCUACUUUCUCUCGAGAAAAUAUCCUUCAAAUUUUGGUCAAUCAUAUGUAGCUAUUAGUUCAUUUUAGACUACUAUAUUUUUGAACCGUGUCUCCAGGGAUACUACCUGGCGACGUCUCGCGAGCUGACCCGCCUGGACUCCAUCACGAAGGCACCAGUCAUCCAUCACUUCUCAGAGAGUGUCUCUGGUGUUACAACAAUCCGCUGUUUCAGGAAGGAGGAAAGUUUCUGCAAGGAAAAUGUGGAUAGAGUCGACGCGAACCUGAGGAUGGACUUCCACAACAAUGGAUCCAACGAGUGGCUGGGUUUCCGCUUGGAGUUGAUAGGAAGCCUCAUCCUAUGCUUUUCCGCUCUCUUUAUGGUCGUAUUGCCAAGCAGCAUAGUCAAGCCGGGUACACACUCUCACGACUCUCUCUCUCUCUCUCUCUCUCUCUCUCUCUCUCUCUCUCUCUCUCUCUCUCUCUCUCUCUCUCUCUCUCUCUCUCUCUCUCUCUCUCUCUCUCUCUCUCUCUCUCUCUCUCUCUCUCUCUCUCUCUCUCUCUCUCUCUCUCUCUCUCUCUCUCUCUCUCUCUCUCUCUCUCUCUCUCUCUCUCUCUCUCUCCCCCCUCCCUCUCCCUCUCUCUCUCUCUGGAGGUCAUGUUGCUCACAGUGGAUCGUUGUGAUGCCAGAAUAUGUCGGGUUGUCUCUAUCUUAUGGCCUCUCUCUCAACACUACGCUGUUCUUUGCGAUAUGGAUCAGUUGCUUGGUAGAGAAUCGUAUGGUAUCUGUGGAGAGGAUCAAACAGUUCACGAACAUCCCCUCCGAAGCAGCCUGGAAGAUCAAGGGCUGUCUCCCGUCAGCGAGUUGGCCAACCAGGGGGAAUAUCGAUAUCAGAGACCUCAAGGUAACGUAGUAAUUUCGUCGACCUUAUUCUAUAUUCCACGUGGGCGAAUCUUUCGGUAAACCAUACGGGUUACUGACGCAGGUGAAAUAUCGACCCAACACCCCGAUGGUUCUGAAAGGGAUCACGCUGAGGAUCAACGGAGGGGAGAAGAUCGGAAUUGUCGGCCGAACCGGAAGCGGGAAAUCGACGUUGAUCCAGGCGCUGUUCCGGGUGGUGGAGCCCACCGAGGGGAUGAUGGUCAUCGAUGGAAUCGAUAUUUCAAUGCUGGGCCUCCAUGAUCUCCGGUCGAGGUUCGGGAUCAUCCCUCAAGAGCCUGUUCUGUUUGAAGGAACGGUGAGGAGCAACAUUGACCCGACGGGAGUCUACUCCGACGAUGAGAUAUGGACGGUGAAGCCGAAAAGACCCUGACAUCUUUCACAAGUUAAUUUCUUUAUUUUCCAUCUCUCAAGGUUCCCGUCGUCCGCUUUGUCCUCGGAGUUCGUCAUCGUACAUUCGUCCUUUACUGUGCUCCUGAAUUUGCAGAGCCUGGAUCGAUGCCAACUCAAGGAAGUUGUGGCCGGAAAACCGGAGAAACUCGAUUCUAUGGGUACGUUCAAUAAUGCGUUACUUGUCGGAGAACUGGCCGUCCCCGAAGAACUUAUCGACCGGUUGUUGUCUGGUGCGGGCUUUCCUUAUUCUGUGAUCUUCAACCCCUUGCAGUGGUGGAUAGCGGAGACAACUGGAGCGUGGGGCAGAGGCAGCUCCUCUGCCUGGGCCGGGUGAUGCUGAAGCACAGCCGGAUCUUGUUCAUGGACGAGGCCACCGCCUCGGUCGAUUCACAGACCGACGCGGUGAUCCAGAGGAUCAUCAGAGAGGACUUCGCCUCCUGCACCAUCAUCAGCAUCGCCCACAGGAUACCCACCGUGAUGGACUGUGACCGAGUCCUGGUCGUAGACGCAGGUAGGCUCACGACUCCCCCAGUCCACAGGCACAGAGAGAGAGAGAGAGAGAGAGAGAGAGAGAGAGAGAGCGUUUUCAGAAAAUAAUGGGCCAACGGAUGUUUUUUCUCGUCUGCACAGGAUUCGCGGCGGAGUUCGACAAGCCAUCGAACUUGAUAGAGCGGCCGUCACUCUUUGGAGCCCUGGUUCAGGAGUAUGCUAACCGCUCCUCUGAUCUAUAG
Messenger RNA from Spirodela intermedia, 6285 nucleotides. Lineage: Eukaryota; Viridiplantae; Streptophyta; Magnoliopsida; Alismatales; Araceae. The record is from the annotation of a GenBank genome assembly.